AUGUUUUCAAGUCUUCCCCCCGUACUUGUCGCGUCAUUAGCAGUUUACCUUCUCAUCAAAUUUUACAAGGCUUUCACUAAUCCUCUGAAUGUCGUUCCCGGCCCAUGGUACGCUCGAUUUACUGAGCUUCCUGGUACCGUCGCAACUCUCCAAAAACAAGGGGUCCAAUAUUACCACGCCCUCCACCAAAAGUAUGGACCUUAUGUGCGGGUAGCCCCAGAAAAAGUGUUCGUAUCCGAUGUCGAUGCCUUUAAGGCGAUCCACAAGGUUGGAAGUCACUUUAGGAAAGCCGAUUACUAUCAUUAUUUUGGCCCAACCGAAGCUGGAAAGCCCCCAUAUGGUUUAUUCCAGAUGACCGAUACAAACGACCAUGCCCAGAGAAGAAAGCUCCUAGGAAGAGGCUUCACAGUUUCAUCACUUCGUGGAGACUGGGAAGAUAUGGUCCGUGAAAAGGUUUCAAUUGCAAUUGAGGCCAUGAGGCACGAUGCUGAGACUGCAAACGGCGAGGUUGACAUCCGUAAAUGGUGGGUUUUCAUGGCUUCCGAUAUUACUUCACGUUUGAUGUUUGGAAAAUCCUUCGAUGCACUGAAAACCGGAAAGGAAGACCCUUGGUUUGAAGAUCUAAACAUCGCAAUUUCCGCCGCCUUUGCAGCUUUGUCUUUUCCCCGCUUCUAUGCAGUAGCAAAGCGUUUGCCCAUCAUUGGGGGACUGAGGAUGUUCAGCUCGCACAAGGUGUUAUUAGACAAAGGUCGCAUCGCCGUUGAGAACAGCAAGCAAACCACCACGCUUCAAAACGCGAACCUUUUCACAAAGGUAUUGAGUCAAGCCGAGAAAGACGACGGUUCACUCACAAACGAGGAAAUUUGUGUGGAGGCGGCAUCCUUUAUGGUUGCUGGUAGCGACACUACCUCAAAUACACUGACAUAUGCGAUCUGGGCUGUCUUAUCCCGACCAGAGUUGCAAAAGGCCCUGGAAGCUGAACUAAUAGGUAUUGAGGAGCCUUACAAUGAUGCGGAUUUGGAAAAGCUCCCCAUUCUACAUGCUGUUCUUGAAGAGACUCUUCGCCUAUAUGGAGCGGCACCGACGCCUGUGCCUAGGGUUGUUCCUCCUGGAGGCAGUCAGCUUGGAGGUUACCGACUUCCUGCCGGUACAAUUGUUGCGACUCAGUCUUGGACAUUGCACCGGGAUCCCCAAAUCUUUAGUAAUCCAGACAUCUUUGACCACUCUCGAUGGCUGCCAGGCGGAGAGUAUACGAAAUCUGAGGCUGCUAGAGCAGUUUACACACCAUUCGGCACGGGCUCUCGAGUCUGCAUUGGCAAACAUUUGGCAUACAUGGAGCUUCGCUACGGUCUUGUCCUGUUCUUUCGCAAGUUCAGUGGCGCCAGGUUAUCUCCUGCUACGACUCCUGAGUCGAUGGAAAUUGAUAAUAUCAUGCUGAUUGAGCCCAGAGGAAAGACUUGUAGGGUAAUCCUUCCAUAA
Messenger RNA from Colletotrichum truncatum, 1479 nucleotides. Its product is annotated as cytochrome p450 monooxygenase. The record is from RefSeq and is a predicted model, not a curated record. Gene Ontology annotation, molecular function: monooxygenase activity; heme binding; iron ion binding. Lineage: Eukaryota; Fungi; Ascomycota; Sordariomycetes; Glomerellales; Glomerellaceae.